Molecule: messenger RNA, 874 nt
Organism: Camponotus floridanus (Florida carpenter ant)
Lineage: Eukaryota; Metazoa; Arthropoda; Insecta; Hymenoptera; Formicidae
Gene: Srp14
Product: signal recognition particle 14 kDa protein
Exons: 5
Coding region: 294-620 (108 amino acids)
Biological process (GO): SRP-dependent cotranslational protein targeting to membrane
Cellular component (GO): signal recognition particle, endoplasmic reticulum targeting
Molecular function (GO): 7S RNA binding; endoplasmic reticulum signal sequence receptor activity
Source: RefSeq, a predicted model, not a curated record
ACCAGCAAGUUCCACAUUUACAGACACUCGUCAACAUCACGAUGAGGUGGCAGCCAUUGGCCAUUAAGUUACUAGUAAUGAUUUAGAGAGGACACCGACUCGACGUAUCUUCACCUGACUGAUCCCGAUUUUCACGUGUUUUGAAGGAUACGAAUGUUUAUGAUUAGUUUCGCGUAGUCGAUGCUUCUGUCAAAAGCAAGAAAUCGCGGCUGCAGUUUCUAACCUCUGGUCCAAUCCUUUCGGGCGAUUGCUUUCAUGCCUUUUGACGUUUAACAUAUGAUACUAUCGUCAGAAUGGUCCUGUUGGAGAACGACGCGUUCUUAGCGGAGCUAACCAAACUCUUUGAGAAGUCGCGUCUGUCUGGUUCAGUAUCGCUCACUAUUAAAAGAUUCAAUGGACAUAACAAACCUGUGCCCAGGAAAGGCAGGCCUCCUCUGCCAACUCCAACGGAGUAUCUUUGCCUAGUUCGAGCAUCUUUUCGCAAUAAGAAAAUCUCCACUGUUAUUCAUUCCAAAGAUGUAAACAAAUUCCAACAGGCAUAUUGGAAUCUGUUAAAGACAAAUAUAAGUGGGUUGAAGAAGCUGAAGAAGGCGAAAUCAGCAAAGCCGAAGGUUCACUGACCAAACGAGGACUAACUGCAUAGCAGUGGUUCAUUUCUUUGUUAUUAAAACUUUUUUAUAUACUGUGUUCGCCAUAUGUCGACAUUUGUCUACUGCGUAAACCGACGAGGAGGGUGCGUUUUGUGCAACAUUUUGUAUAGACUAAUGUACAAAAAGUAAAUAAUAUUGUUAUGAAAGCACAUAUAUACAGUCGCAUUUUACAAAUGCGCAUUUUCAUAAACUCAAUGCAAUCGUAAUAAAGCAAUAUUCCAUUA